CAGGACACUUCUCAGGGAGAAGAAAUCCCUGGGAGGAAAGAACUGAGGAACAGGAGGACCCAAAGAUCUUUGAAGCUACUUAGGUGUAUAGGCAAAUGAAGCCGGCUGUGGUGCAGAUCUUAUUCAUGAUGUUACUGCUGCUACUGUGUCUGGAGAGGGGCUUGGGCAUGGGGCUUCCCAUGGCCUCCACAGUCCUGGAGGAUAGUGACCAGGCAUUGAAUGAGUUUUGGUCCAGGGACUCACAGGAUAAGAUCGAGAUCUCUGAAGGGGGAAUGAGUUUCCAGAAAGCAGAGAGUCUGACGCAAAGCAUCAAAGGUGUGAUGUUGCCUGACUGGUCAGAGCAGACAUUCCUCAGUGAAGACAAGGUUGGAAUAAACGGUUUACUCAGAGCUGAGACUCGCUCUCAACGUUAUGGUGAACAACAUGGGGAUGACUUGAUGGCCAGGGACUGCAAUAACUUGAUGGCACCCAAGAUAAAGAUGUCCAACAGCCUAUGUAUAAAUAGCUACACAUUCAUCCAUGAGGAUAUAGAGAAGUUCAAAGCUGUGUGUACCAGUCCUACUAUUCCUUGUACUCACAAAGGAGGAAAAUGUCACAGAAGCUCCAGUCCUUUUGAAAUGACACUCUGCAAAUUGUCCAAAGCAGACCAAAUGGCCCCUAACUGCCAUUACUUAACUUUUAUUAUGAAAAAGUACAUUAUUAUGACUUGUACUGAUCAGAAUAUCUAUAUCUCAUCUAAAAAAUAA
Molecule: messenger RNA, 746 nt
Organism: Sorex araneus (European shrew)
Lineage: Eukaryota; Metazoa; Chordata; Mammalia; Eulipotyphla; Soricidae
Gene: RNASE10
Product: ribonuclease A family member 10 (inactive)
Exons: 2
Coding region: 96-746 (216 amino acids)
Molecular function (GO): nucleic acid binding
Source: RefSeq, a predicted model, not a curated record